This is a messenger RNA of Durotheca rogersii, 933 nucleotides long. RefSeq lists its product as uncharacterized. The transcript is spliced from 2 exons. NCBI's taxonomy places the organism in Eukaryota, Fungi, Ascomycota, Sordariomycetes, Xylariales, Xylariaceae. The record is from RefSeq and is a predicted model, not a curated record. Bases 107 to 598 code for a protein of 163 amino acids.
GCGAGAAGAGAGUCGGCCCGCCUGACAUCUCUCUCUCUCUCUCUCUCUCUCUACCUGUAUCUCUCUCGGGACGAUAUACCUUAGCACCGGCCCUCUCGCGCUCGCAAUGCACGCAACGGGCUCGUGUUUCGUUCACGAGACCGUUGGCCCAGCCGCAUGCGACGGCAACGAGAACAUACCGAACGGGAGCCGACUGGCCAGCCGCACCAGAGUGGCAUUUGGGUCGGCGCAGGUCCCUUCUUUGGCAGCUGGGACCAGCAGACCAGGGGGAGAGUGGAAUUGCCAUCCAGGAUUACCUACGACUCGCAUGGAGCUGGAAUGCGAUGACGCCUUUUCUAAACUACGAUAUUUCUCUCACCUAUUCUCUUCUUCCCGGGGCACCUCCUCGCCCCUCCGCCAUCGCAGUGCUCUUUCCCUUCUGCUUGUUUUUCUUUUUCUUUCUUUCUCGUGUGGGUGUGUGUGUUCUUGUGUAAGCCUGGGAUAUCCGAGACAGAACCACAAGUUAGGAACGAGAGGAACGUCGAGUUCGAAUCCUGUGGUCUUCGCUACGCUAGACUCCCGCCGUCUGCGGUUAUAUAUAUAUCCCUUGGAGAAUUAGAGGCCCACGCCAAGAGGAGUCGCCGCAGGCAAGCUUUUGCCAAGUUGUCAACAGCCGGCUUGUCAACGGGUGCGCCGCGUGCCGUGUUAGGUGUGUGUAGGGCCCGCCAAUGGGUUUUUGGACGCGCAGAGAAGUCCCUGUCGCUCGGAAACGCAGAGAUAAAAGGUCGCUUGGCCCGCAAAGGCGUGUUGUCGCUUUUUCCCGAGAUAAUUACCUACCCACAAUUGCGUACGCGGACAAGCAUCGUUUCUCCAGGUCACCACCCAACAUGCCGAUCUACCCGCCUACCUACUUGUCUGCCUCGAACUCGAUGCGAAAUGGCGGCCUACUUUGUG